Amblyraja radiata (thorny skate) is the source of this 3408-nucleotide messenger RNA. RefSeq names its product ubiquitin specific peptidase 45 (gene usp45). Gene Ontology annotation, molecular function: cysteine-type deubiquitinase activity; zinc ion binding. NCBI's taxonomy places the organism in Eukaryota, Metazoa, Chordata, Chondrichthyes, Rajiformes, Rajidae. The transcript is spliced from 17 exons. The coding region runs from base 310 to 2622 and encodes 770 amino acids. Gene Ontology annotation, biological process: protein deubiquitination. Gene Ontology annotation, cellular component: nucleus; cytosol. The record is from RefSeq and is a predicted model, not a curated record.
GGAACUAGCCUGCAGCCGAGGAUCAUGUCCACCUGACGGAGCGGGCGCAUGCGCGGAUCCGAGGGCCGGCGUGCUCCAAGCGGUCACAUCGCUGCCUCUGCGGGAAGGCGGAGAGGUUGUGGUCGAGGCCCAGGCUCAGGCCCAGGCUCUUUCCUUCCUGACUCCCCUCCCCGGAACCGCGCUCUGUGACUUCUCUUCCGGGAACACGACAUCUAGUACCGAGUCAGCGAGCGGCGGCUGUGGUCCAGUGAAUCCGUGCCCGGGCACCGAGAACAGGCUCAGGGGUCCCAGCCCCUGCAGUCGUGACAGAUGAGGGUGAAAGAUCCAUCCUCCCAAGGUGAUGGUGUAAUGACGAAGAAGAGCAGAAGACCUAAAAAGCCUCAAGAUGAUGAUUCAUCUGAUGAAGUGUUGGGAUCUGCCUGCCAGCAUACAGGCAGAGCGGUGGAUCUGAUCCAAGUGAAGAAAGCAGUCAUCCACAAUCACUGGUCAGUUUGUGCAGAAUGUGCCAGAACUUUGAAAGCACAUGAUGAAGAGUCAGAUGUUUCACCAAAUAUUUGGAUGUGCCUGAAGUGUGGUUAUCAGGGUUGUGGUCAAAACUCACAAGAGCAACAUUCUUUGAGGCAUUUUCACACUACUCAUUUGGACCCACAUUGUAUUGCAGUCUGUUUGGAGUCGUGGAUCGUUUGGUGCUAUGAAUGUGAUGACGAAUUAAUACCUUGCAAUAAAAAGGUUCUUACUCCUUUGAUGGAUUUUCUACAAAAACAUGCUACAAAAACGCACUCAGGUUUAAAUUCUAAAGUGACGAGAGGUCAAGAUGAAAAUUCUGAAUGUAGUGAAAUCGUGAGGGGGAAGCAUACAAUCAACAAUACGGCUGUUCCUGUCAAAGGACUAAGCAAUUUAGGAAAUACUUGCUUCUUUAAUGCUGUUAUGCAAAACAUGGCUCAGACUCAUCUGCUUAGUGAUCUUAUGCAUGAGAUGAAGGAAAAGGGAACAAAGUUAAAGAUCUGUCCACCUACAGAAUCAAACCUAGAUCCAUUGAUGGUUAUCCUUCCUGGCCCUGGAUCUUUGACCUCAGCUGUACAUUUAUUUCUUCACAGUAUGAAAGAAGCAGGAAAAGGGCCUUUGGUACCAAGAAUUCUUUUCAAUCAGUUAUGUCAGAGAGCACCACGUUUUAGGGGUUUCCAGCAACAGGACAGUCAGGAACUACUUCACUAUUUACUGGAUGCCAUGCAGAUUGAAGAAACUAAGCGCAUACAGAGUGCCAUCUUAAAAGCCUUCAACAGCCCAACAGUUAAAACUGCUGAUGAAGAAACCAAACAAAAAGUAAAAGUAUACGGAAGAGAAGGUGUGAAGAUGAAUUUUAUCAACCAAAUUUUUGUUGGAGAGUUGAUCAGUACUGUUAUGUGUGAAGAAUGCUUGCAUAUUUCAUCUGUUAAAGAGCCAUUUAUCGAUCUUUCUCUUCCCAUUGUUGAAGAAAGGCAGGGCUAUGUCAACAAACAAAGGAUAAAGGGAAUAAAGAAAUCAACAGAUAAUGAAGAGAGGAGUUGGCAAGCUUCGGCAGAACUAAGUAAUGGACACAAUGAGGAGGAGAGUAACCAGACACUUCAUUGCUCUAAUCUAGUAGACGGCAACAAGUUAAGUCAGUCAGAAGGUAGUGAUAAAGAUGGGAAUCAGUCAGAUAGAAACAAUCUGUCAGAUAGAAGCAACGAUGCAGACACUGAAGCAUCAGAGCCUGAGAACCCUUCAAAAUCGAUGGAAUCCCUGAGUUGUGGCACUGAUUCUAACUUUGGUAAUUCAGUGCAAUUCAAACACUCAGACUUUAACUAUAGUGAUUCCAUUUCUAAUGGGAUAUCAAAACUCAACCUUGGCUGUACCAAAAAAGAAAAAAUAAUUAUUGAUUCAGUUUUUGAGGAACAGAAUGACAAUGUUUCAUUCAGCAUUCAAGACACAAAAGAAAAAUCUAUUGUUUCAAGAAACACCGUUACAGCUUUUCAAACACUGACCCGGAGCUACAGAGCCAGACCUAAGGAAUGUUCACUCCAGUCUUGUCUUGCCCAGUUCACAUCCAUAGAUCUUCUAAUGGGUAACAACAAACUGUUGUGUGAAAAAUGUACAGAGAAAAAACAAAAACAGCACAAGAAGACUCAGUCAGCAGAAAAGAAAUCAGAACAUGUAUAUACAAAUGCUCGGAAGCAAAUGUUGAUCUCGGCUGUCCCACCUAUAUUAAAUCUUCACCUUAAAAGGUUUCACCAGGCAGGUUUGAGUUUGCGGAAAGUUAAUAAACACGUGGAUUUCCCUUUAGUACUGGAUUUGGCACCGUUCUGUUCAACCAACUGCAAGAAUGUUGGAGAUGAAAGCCGAGUGGUCUAUGGACUUUAUGGAAUAGUCGAACACUGUGGUUCCAUGCGUGGAGGCCACUAUGCAGCUUAUGUGCAAGUCAGAACACCGAACAAAAAAAUACCUGAACAUACUUCCGCAAACAAGAAUAUUCCAGGAUUCAGAGAUGUUGGAGCGCCACCAGGCCAAUGGGUUUAUGUCAGCGACACUCUUGUACAGACAGUCCCUGAAGCAAGAGUACUUAAUGCUCAGGCUUACUUAUUGUUCUAUGAACAACUUUCAUAAAAACAUGAGCAGGCUACUUUUUCUAAUUUAUACCUACUCGUGUUGGGUUUUGCAAACUUUUCAUGCUAUCUUUAAUUUAACAGGGAAAGUUAGAAGGACAUCAUGAUUAAAAAAAUUGUUGCCACUAGAGGGAAUUAAAUGCACUUUGAGUAUAAAGGUAGUUGAAAGCAGUGAGGUUUACUUACAAAAUUAUGCCUUUAAAUUUUCCCACCACUACCCUUCCCUACCCAGAGUUUAUUUAAACUGACAGAAAUGCACAUAUUUUCAUUAUGGUCAUUAUCAUUCAAUGUUUAUUUUUCAACUUUGGAAGAAUCCUACUUUGGUUGUAUUUAUGAAGGUGAUGACUAUUUACAUGCAAAAAGAGAAAGAUUAGUCGCUGAUAUCAGAGACAGUUAUAACUUCAUAUUUUAUGAAUGCUUUAUUAUAAAGGGCAGAAAUAAGAUCCAAGAAUAUUGAAUGUUAAUAUCUGAUAUAUAUAUAUAUAUAUUUUUUAAAACAAUAAAAUUUAGUUCUUUGGAAGCCUAUCUCACUUCAUGCAUCGUUACCUUUGCAUCAAAUUAUAAAAUAUUAUGUCACAAAUUCUGGAUUUUAAUAGAUGAAAUGCUAUUUAUGUGAUAAUCCACUCACAAUAUAUCAGAAGGGUGCACUCAGUCUCUUUCUGAAUUUUGACACGGUUUCACAAUAUCAAUUGAGUUAUGCAUUUUUUGUUGUUAGUCUUUUUUGAUGCCCAAUAUGAUAAACAUGUUGCUUGCUCAAGGAUAUCUCAAUAAAUAAUUGCCUACCAUG